This is a messenger RNA of Tupaia belangeri chinensis (Chinese tree shrew), 1170 nucleotides long. Its product is annotated as olfactory receptor 2A1/2A42. Bases 1 to 942 code for a protein of 313 amino acids. The record is from RefSeq and is a predicted model, not a curated record. Lineage: Eukaryota; Metazoa; Chordata; Mammalia; Scandentia; Tupaiidae. Gene Ontology annotation, biological process: G protein-coupled receptor signaling pathway. Gene Ontology annotation, molecular function: G protein-coupled receptor activity; olfactory receptor activity. Gene Ontology annotation, cellular component: membrane. The transcript has a single exon.
AUGAAAGAAAAUCAGACAGUCGUGACAGAAUUCAUCCUACUGGGAUUUCCCCUCGGCCCGAGGAUUCAAAUGGUUCUCUUUGGCCUCUUCUCCCUGCUCUAUGCCUCCACUCUGCUGGGGAACGGGGUCAUUCUGGGGCUCAUCUUGCUGGACCCCAGACUGCACACCCCCAUGUACCUCUUCCUUUCACACUUGGCCUUCGUAGACAUCGCCUACACCUGCAGCACAGUGCCCCAGGUGCUGGUGAAUCUCCUGAAUCCAGCCAAGCCCAUCUCCUACGCUGGCUGCAUGACACAGACCUUUUUCUUUUUGACUUUUGCACACACCGAAUGUCUUCUCUUGGUGGUGAUGUCCUACGACCGGUAUGUGGCCAUCUGCCACCCCCUCCGAUAUUCCGUCAUCAUGAGCUGGAGAGUGCAGAAGGUCCUAGCUAUUGCUUCCUGGGCAUGUGGCUCCCUGCUAGCCCUGGUGCAUGUGGGUCUCCUUCUGAAACUGCCUUUCUGCGGGCCUCAUGAAAUCAACCACUUCUUCUGCGAACUCCUGUCUGUACUCAAGCUGGCCUGUGCUGACAUCUGGCUCAAUCAGGCUGUCAUCCUUGCAGCUGCUGUGUUUAUCUUGGUGGGGCCCCUGUGCCUGGUGCUGGUCUCCUACUCACGCAUCCUAGCUGCCAUCCUGAGGAUCCAGUCUCAGGAGGGCCGCAGGAAGGCCUUCUCCACCUGCUCCUCCCACCUCUGUGUGGUGGGACUGUUCUUUGGCAGUGCCAUCGUCACAUACAUGGCCCCCAAAUCCCACCAUCCUGAGGAGCAGCAGAAGAUCCUUUUUCUAUUUUAUAGUUUUUUCAACCCUCUGCUGAAUCCUUUGAUUUAUAGUUUGAGGAAUGCAGAAGUCAAGGGUGCUCUGAGGAGGUUGCUGUGCAAGGAAAGUUCAUCCCAGUUGGUAUGACAUUCUGGUAGGUGCCUGGAAUCUUCAACUCUUCGCCCAAUUACAAGCUAAAUCCAGAGUUUGCCAUCACUCCUUAACCAGUCCUUAAUGGUCUGUUGUUUUAGCAGCAACAGUGGAUGUUGCAUAGCAUACAGUAAUCGUUUAACAGCCACUGGUCUCAGAAAUUCAUGCGACUUCAUCAGGUGACACAAUUGAUCACUGCGACAUAGUUGUCAAUGUUAACCUAUG